AUGGAUUGCCCUUUUCAUAAUAAAAGUCUUAUAUAAAUGAUAUGUAUAGCUCCUCACAAGUGUCAAUGCCAAAGGAAAUUGUGUAUUAAAUGCCUUUAUGACCAUGGAGUAGAUGUCAAACAAGCUAUUCCUAUUGAUAUAUUUUAAGAAAAGGCUAUAAAAAAAUUACAAGAAUCUAGGCUCACAUAGACAUCUUUGUUAACCAAAGAGAGAAUGGCUUUUAAAUCCAUGCUAUCUCAAACCUAAACUAUUCUAAAGAAAAUUUGGGAUGAUUUAUUCGAAUCAAUCAAAAAAAUAUACGAUUGGAUCGAACAGAAAAACAAGUCUUACAUAGAGCUCAUAAACGAACCCAAUUUAGCAGAAUCUUCGUAUGCUGCUAUAGAUUAAUUAGUCUCCAUUGUAGAAGGAACAACAUUAAAUGAUUGGAAUGAUUGGAACAAUUUUUAUGUGACGGAGUUGGAUAAGAUCAAAAAUUAAUGGGAAUAAGAAAUUAAGGAUAUCGUCUAAAAGUCGAGUGAAGGAAUGAAACCAAUUUCAUUAUUAGUUAAGUAAGAAGUUUGGACUAAUUAUAGGAUAUUACCUUUAUAUUAAGAAUACGAAAUCUAUGAAAGGAAAGAAGAUUUUUAUGAAAUUUUAGACUACGCUCAAGAUAUUGAUGAAUCAAUAUACAAGGUGAUUAUUGAAAUACUUAGAAAAGAGAAAAUUUCAGAUCUCCUCGGAUUUCUUUCAAAGAAUUUCAAUUUAAAGCUUUAUGAAUCAUUUAUCAAUAAGAUAGACAAAAUAAUUUAUAUGAAAAAAAAUAUAGAGAAAAUUACUAAUGUUUUGAGAAAUAUUUAAGAUCAUCCCUUUAGUAAAAUUGACUAUUCUACUGAAACAUACAAAGAAGCGAGAUUAGAGCUAAUAAAAAAGAUAGAAGGCAAAAAGGAGAUCAUUAAUUUUUUACAAUUUUUGGUUCAGCUUACAAAAAUAGAUGAAAAAUGGAUUUAAUGUGGAUCGAAUGGUCUAAAUUUAUUAGUAGGCAUGAAGGUUAAUUUGAGGAAUCAGAGCUUCGAAAAUAUCAGAAUCAAGAAUACCUCAUUAAAAGGGGCUAAUAUGGUCCAAUGUAAUUUGAGUGGAUCAGAAUUUAAUAAUGUAGAAAUUAGUGGAGUGAAUUUAAAUGGUGCUUCACUAUAUAACUGCUAAUGGAGGAAUAUUCAUAUUGAUGAAUUGAUUAAGUUAGAAGGUCAUACUAGUGGUGUCAAUUAAGUAUGUAUCUCUUUUGAUGGAUCUAAAAUAGCCUCAGGCAGUUGGGAUAACUCUAUUCGUUUAUGGGAUGUUAAAACAGGAUAAUAAAUAGCCUAAUUUUAUGAUAAUAGAUACCCAGUUAAAGCAGUCUGCUUCUCGCCUGGUGCUACUAUAUUAGCAUUUGGUUAUGAUGAUAACUCUAUUUUUUUAUGGAAUAUUAAAACAAAAAAAAAAUAAUCUAGAUUUUAUGGCCAUACUAGCUCAGUCUCCGCAUUAUGUUUUUCUACUGAUGGUACUAAUUUAGCAUCUGGUAGUGAAGAUAAGUCUAUAUGUUUAUGGGAUGUUUAGACUGGAGCAUAAAAAGCCAAAUUGGAAGGUCAUACUGAUGUUGUCAAUUCAGUUUGCUUCUCUCCUGAUGGUACUACUUUAGCAUCAGGUAGUGUAGAUAAUUCUAUCCUUAUUUGGGAUGUUGAUACUGGAUCAUAAAAAGCUAAAUUGGAUGGCCAUGUUAAUGAUGUCAACUCAGUAUGCUUCUCUCCUGAUGGUACUAUUUUAGUAUCUGGUAGUGCAGAUAACUCCAUCUGUUUUUGGGAUGUUAAGACUGGAUUGUAAAAAGCCAAAUUGAAUGGUCAUACUAGUUUUGUCCAAUCAGUCUGCUUCUGUCCUGAUGGGACUACAUUAGCAUCUGGUGGUGCAGAUAAUUCUAUCCGUUUGUGGGAUGUUAAGAGUGGAUCAUAAAAAGCAAAAUUGGAUGGUCAUACUUAUUGGGUAAACUCAGUAUGCUUCUCUCCUGAUGGUACUACUUUAGUAUCUGGUAGCGCAGAUAACUCCAUCUGUUUAUGGGAUGUGAAGACUGGAUCAAAAAACCCCAAUUUGGAUGGUCAUAAUCAUUGGGUCAACUCAGUCUGCUUUUGCCCUGAUGGGACUACAUUAGCGUCUGGAAGUUCAGAUAACUCUAUCAGUUUAUGGGAUGUUAAGAGUGGAUCAUAAAAAGUUAAUUUAGAUGGACAUAGUGGAUGGAUUUCUUCACUUUGUUUCUCUCAUGAUGGCUAUAUAUUAGCAUCUGGUAGUAGAGAUUAGUCUAUCCGCUUAUGGGAUGUUAAAACAGGAUAAUAGAUAGGCUAAUUAGUUCAACCAGUAUGCUUUUAUAGUGGUAUUAAAUAGUUCUCUAGAAAAAAAAAUAAUAAGUCUAUAAAUCUUUUGGGUACUUUAGAUGGAAUAUAAAAAAAUAAUUUAGAUGUUGAUGUUUGUUCGGCACUUUCAAUUCUUAGUAGAAAUGUAUAAUUAUAAGGUAGUAUUGAUUAGUCUAUCUGUUCAUAAAAUCCUUAAAAAGAAUAGGAAAAAACCAAAUUGGAUUGUCAUAUCAAUUCAGUCCUGUCAGUAUGCUUUUCUCCUGAUGAUAAUACAUUAGCAUCUGGUUGUAAUGAUAAAACUUCUACUAUAUAUAUUCAAUCAAUAAUAUACAGCAAUUGAUUUUGAUGUGUUAAUUGUUCAAAAACUUACACUUUUUCUCUAAAUUCUUUUUGUUUCAGUAAUAACUUAGUCGGUC
Messenger RNA from Paramecium sonneborni, 2773 nucleotides. The record is from the annotation of a GenBank genome assembly. NCBI's taxonomy places the organism in Eukaryota, Ciliophora, Oligohymenophorea, Peniculida, Parameciidae.